GUUUAAUUGUGAACCUUAUUAAUUUAGGAUUUCUAGAAAAAAAGAUAAAUACACAUUGUAUUCGAAUCUUGCGCGAUGUUAAAAAACUUAAGCUCAUAGCGAUAGAUAUCCCAGAAUGCAUCACGUCCCUACCCUUGGCAGUCAAGUGCAAGCUCUGUCUCAGUGUUGUGCGAAUUUCGUCUUACGUAAAGGUCUAAAUAAACUAUGUUUUUAGCGAUUUCGUGAUGGAUGACAAGUGUCGGAAUGUGUAUGCAGAUAUGUGUCGUUAAGUGUAUUGUGAAGUGCGUGAACCAUUAAAGCCUGCAAAAUAGGGAAUAUCUUUUUAAACGCGAGGUAGGGCGAGACCCAUCGGUGCUGCCUACCCACCAUAUUUCUUGAUAACUGGCCUGAUGCCAUGGGUUGUUUUGGUAGCGGAGGCUCAAAAGCGGACCAAGAAGAACGAAAAAUUUUAAGUGAACGAAAUAAAAAGAUAAACGCACAACUCCAAAAGGAUAAACAAGUGUAUAGAGCAACGCACAGGUUAUUAUUACUAGGUGCCGGAGAAUCGGGGAAAAGCACAAUAGUGAAGCAGAUGAGGAUAUUGCAUGUCAAUGGCUUUAGUGAAGAAGAGAAGAGGCAGAAAAUAGAAGACAUCAAGAAGAAUAUUCGAGAUGCGAUAUUAACCAUAACCGGCGCGAUGAGCACGCUGACGCCGCCCAUCCAGCUCGAGAAUCCCUCCAACCAGCACCGGGUCGACUACAUCCAGGACGUCGCCUCGCAGCAUGACUUCGACUACCCGCCGGAGUUUUACGAGCACACGGAGAUCCUAUGGAAGGACCGAGGAGUACAGGCGUGUUACGAGCGCUCCAACGAGUACCAGCUGAUCGACUGCGCCAAGUACUUCUUGGACAAAGUUCACAUAAUUAAGCAGCCCAACUACACACCCACUGAACAAGACAUUCUCAGAUGUCGUGUCUUAACUUCUGGUAUCUUUGAAACAAGAUUUCAAGUGGAUAAAGUCAAUUUCCAUAUGUUCGAUGUUGGAGGACAGAGAGACGAAAGGCGGAAGUGGAUACAGUGUUUCAAUGAUGUUACCGCAAUCAUAUUUGUUACUGCAUGCAGCAGUUACAACAUGGUACUGCGUGAAGAUCCUACCCAGAACAGGUUGCGCGAGAGCCUUGACCUGUUUAAAAGCAUUUGGAACAACAGGUGGUUACGGACAAUAUCUGUGAUCCUGUUCCUGAAUAAGCAGGACCUACUGGCAGAGAAGAUCAAAGCCGGGAAAUCUAAGCUGGAAGAAUACUUCGCUGACUUCGCACAGUACCCUACCCCUACGGAUGCAAUGGCAGAACCAGGGGAAGAUCCAGAAGUUAUUCGGGCCAAGUACUUCAUUCGGGAUGAAUUUUUACGUAUCAGUACAGCAAGUGGAGAUGGCAAGCACUAUUGUUACCCACAUUUUACAUGUGCUGUAGACACUGAAAACAUCCGGCGUGUGUUCAAUGACUGUCGUGAUAUAAUUCAACGGAUGCACCUUCGCCAAUAUGAGCUCUUGUGAUGCCUGUCACUGGCUUCAGCUUUAGGUAAUAUGUUUUUGGACUACGUCCAGGUGUUACUGUACUGUUGAAAGUCAGUAGGGUGAAGAGCAGUGGUUUGUGGGAGGGUCACGUGGGAGAUCCCACUCUGAUUGCCAGCGAGAAAAUUUAAGGGAAACACUGUAAAACUGAAAUGUGGACUAAAGUUUAAACUUAUAACUAGCCAAAGCAUUUAUAAGUACAGUAUAUAUGUGUAUAUUGCCAGGAUGUAACAACUAAUGAAGUGAAGCCAAUAUUAAAAAUAUAUAUAAAUAUACAUAUAUAAAUAAUGUAAUUGAGUAAAUACGUGCACAAAAUGUUUUCGUCGCCAAAGGAUACUAUUUGCUUGUUGUUGUUCACCCCAAUUUUAUUGUGUAAAUAUUUUUGUUUAAAAAGUUUUAGAAAUGUGAAAAUGAUAUCUUGGCUCUGUUUUUUAUAUUUAUUGUAAUGUAUUCUGCAGAAACUGAAUGGUGGUUGGCAACUAUGGAACUCAGAAUACUUUCACUGUAGUUGUCUUAUAAUUUCUGAAAAAAAGAAAAUAGAGAACUGUGUUACUUGUUGGCGUUUUGGAAGAGUAGCUGUUUUUGGUGUGGCCAACUGUUUUAGGACUAGCUAUGCAGUAUUUGAUUAACAAUUGUGUCAUUGUUUACAUGUCAUUUUGUGUCUAUGUAAGUAAAACUUUUUCUCAUUGUUUCAAAUGUUUUUACACAUUGUGAAGUAGCUGUGGUAUUUCUUGUCUCUUUUUUUUUAAUUUUAUUACUAUUCUUUUAUAUACAAAAGGUCCAGUGGCAUAAUGUGUUUUAAAGUAGUGUAUUGUCAGAUUUGACAAUUGCCCCCCCCCCCCCCCUCCCCCCUCUUGAAAUUUGUAGUUGUAAAUGUGGCAUAUCAGUUAUUUUCAAAACUAAUGUUGUGUUCUUAUAUUAGCAUCAAACUUUGCUCUUUUAAAUCCUCACUCCAACUUCAGUGUUCCUGGAAACUGUUGUAGGGAAAGGCUGAACAUUUGUGCAGUUUCAGACACUCAGAGUAGCUCCAUCUGAAUAGGGAGUGGGGGAAUUCCAAAUAUCUGGCCACCACGUUCUCGGAGUAGUGUUGCUUCCUCAUAUGUUGCAUGUAGGGUGAGGCAUCUAUCCAUUUAGUUAGUAUUUGACACUCCAAUAAUAUUGAUAAUAUAUUUUUACUUUGAUGAAUAGUCACUAAUGCAUCGCGCGUGCGCGCGCGCGCGCACACACACACACACACACACACACACACACACACACACACACACACACACCUUUGCUACUUUCAGAAGCUUUUGAUAUGUUUGUGCACAGUUGUAGAGUGGAAAUAGGAAAAGCUGAUGAAAGUGUGAAGUGCAAGGUCAAGGAAACCAGGAAAAAGUCAUGACAAAUUCACAUUGCAAAUGAUUUUAUUUGAAGGAAUGAGAAUCGUGAUAGUUUGAUGUCAUUUGUAACACACAACAGAAAAACAUUGAAAAAAGUGUAAAAAGUUAUAGAAAUUAAAAUGAAGGUGAAGAUGUAAGUGCCAUGCUCCACUUCUGGGGAAUCCAUCAUCACUACUCUUACUUCAAACAGAAAUGAAGAAAAGUAUUUGCAUCACUGGUACAAUGAGAAAUAAAAUCCUCUGCAUUUCAACAAACAAUCCUGUUGGAGGAACAUCCACAACUGAGCAUUAUACCAAAGGUCGUAAAUCCUGCUUCAGUUAUAAAGUUCUUUUACUAUCACUCAACCGGUUUUGGGCUCUUAUAAGCCCAUCUUCAGGUGUUGUAAGUUGGUACUGUGGCCUCAGAGUGCCACGAUGAACGUGUACUAGGCGCGAUGUGCUACCUAUGAGCACAGAGCAGGGAGUCCUGAAGAUGGGCUUAUAAGAGCUCGAAACCAGUCAUGUGAUAAUAAAAGAACUUUACAACUUAAGUGGGAUUUUCAACCUCUGGCCUCUGUAUUUCAUUUCAAGAAUAUAGACCCUGACUAAUAGGUCUUUCUUUUUUCAUCACAUAACUUGUUGGUCAGUGGAAGGUCAGAAGUAUUUUCUAGGAUGGGAAGGUCACAUAGAUUGAACCACAUCUUCAACACAACAAACCUGCAGUCUUCAUCAUCAAACUGCUUUAAUCAAAAGUUUGCUUUUCUUUUCUGAUCUGAAACAUAUUUCUGAAGUGAUGGUUAUCUUUCAUUCGCUGUUAUUUAACAACCUGAUAGCCAAGAAAUCCAGAUCUAAUCAAUCACCUUCAUCCAUUUUCAUUAGCCUGGAAGGGUUUUUAGCUUUUAUCAACACUAAGCAAUGUUUCUAAUUAUUCUAGUAAAUAUCAAAAAAUUAACGCUCUGAAGUUGAGUAGCUGCAACCAGAAACCAAAAAAAUUUCAUUUCAGCACUUUCAUAUAUGUUUCAAAGCAAGUAACAUCAAAGUCAUUAACAUCAUGUUGUUUUUGUUGUGUCCUACACUGGUAUCACACCAUAUGAGUAGUGUCUUCUUGGCACUACAUCCUGAACUCAAAACUUUUAAGCAAACAUGACACCUCUUCAUUACCUGCUCUGCCAGUCAUAUCAUCAUGCCAGAUACACAUCAGUCAUGUACCUAAUCAAUAUUUACUUUCAAGUUGGAAUUUGAGAGCUGUCUUGAAUAAAACAUGGUAUUAUGUUUGAGAUUUGGUGCGCACAUAACUCCUGAAGAUCAACCGAACUGUACAGAUUUCACUUAAGGGCAUUUGAAAAGCCAAAGUGUCAUUUUCAAUUAUUUCCUGGGCUCUCUCAGCCUUUGCAUGACGUGUCUCCUAUUCAUAUUUUGCAGUCAUUUCCAGUUCCUUCAAUCUUCAUAUACAGCUUAUUGCAUUUUUCACACCUGUCAGACCAAUUACGGGAGAGUUAAAAUGUUUUUCUGUAAAAGAAGCAUAUGUAUGACUUACACUAAAGUAUGGGCUAAACUAGUCCUUGCUUGGCUUUAGUCUGCCAAAGUGACUUCCUUCUCUGGGGAAAGACUCAGGUUGUGCUUAAUCAAACUUGUAUGUUCUUCGCUGAACGUCACUGUAUGUGUGUGAGAACUUGUAGUGUGUACACUAUGUCCUAUACCGACUUCGUAAGUUCUCCCUCCUUUUAUAAGAUAGUCUUGUAGUGUCUGUAGUUGUCAGAUGACAGUACAAAAAUGUGUUAUUGUGUACUUGACAGUGUCCACCUGGACCAUCGGACACAUUAUAAUGUGUGCUAGCUUGUCCUCUUCUUUAACAUGGCUGAUCAUAUUUACCAUGACUUUUUCUGUCAACAGGAUUACUUUAUUACAGCCCAUUGUGUAUGUACCCUGCUUUUCUUCACAUAUUGACAAAACUGCAUGUAUAGAUGUCCUUGUGUUUGUAUGCAGUGAUUUGCACUUAUAUCUAUGGUUACAUGUAACCUAGAACAAAUAGCUAUAACUAGAAUGAUCAUAUAAAUGAUGAUGAUGAUGAUGAUGAUGAUGAUGACGACAAUAAAAUAUAACAACACUAAAAAUAAAAAUAUUCCAUGACAAAAUUACCCAAUAUUUUGUUUUGUUUCAUUAUGCUGCACAAUACACAGUUAAAUAAUAAUGCUUUAAACAUCAUGCUGUGAUGGCUCUUUCUGAACAACAGCUGUCCCUUUAUUGCAAACGUCUAUCCUUGAAUUCCUAGCUCACUAUUCUUCUUUAUGCUUUUAAUCUCGCCUUUCGUUUCAAUGUUGAAGCACUAGCUACAAAAAUUCAUCUCAAAAAUGACUGAAACAAAGUAGAUUCUAUUGUUGCUUGAUGUUUGUAUGAAAAUGAGUGGGAAACAGGUUGUAAUCUGUCUCUACUGUAGUUAUAUGUGCUUGGCAAUUUCAGCAUUCCUCAAGCCAUGAACAAAAGGAACUAGCGCACUGCCCCAUCUAGUGAACAUGUUUUGAAGCACAAGGAGACUUCUCUGAUACUUCCAAUCUAUCGUAAAUUGUUAGCCAUGGUACAUUCAAUGGUCUAAAGGAAAAAAAACGAAAAUUUCCAAUUUUGGCACCUUCAGCAUUUCCUAUUUCCAGUCUUCAAUUAUCUUCAAAUGAUUUCAUGUAUUUGCUUUCCUUUCCAUGCUUGUAGGCAUCUCCUCCUCCUCCCUUCUCUCUCUCUCUCUCUCUCUCUCUCUCUCUCUCUCUCUCUCUCUCUCUCUCUCUCUCUCUCUCUUUUUCCCUGCUCCUCAUUGUAAAAUAAUCUUUGUGCUGUAGGCUAGACUUUCCUCCACCUCUGGCUUAAGGUACUGACAUGUCAUGUAAUGUUUGUAUAUAUUGUAGCUUACAUUUCGUCCUUCACUAUUUCAGAAAAAUCAUGAAUACACACAUCCAAUCUCCAUUUUGACAUAUCUAAAAAGUAUUUAUUUUUAUUACAAAUGUAAUAUUUUCAGAUAAAGCACUUUUGCAAGAAUAAUUCUCAAAUAUAUUUAAACUUCAAUGUACCUGCUUCUCUGUAUGACAGGUGUCCAUCUCCGACAGCUGACUUUUGGCAAAUGACCACCUCAUCCAUUUCCUCAACACCGUUUAUGAUAGUGCUGUAGGUAACUGGAGGAAGCACACUAGUCCAAAGCUACAGUUUACUCACCAGUUAACUAGAUCCACUAAUUAGCUCCUCCGUUUGCUCCAGCCAGAUUCAAAUUUGUUCGUCGCCUCCCAGAUAGAAAAAGAGAUAUCCAGAGAAAAUGCACCACUAGGAAACUUGGAGCUACUUGCCAUUUCAAUGGAUCCACUGACCAGCUCAAGAGAGAACAGUCCUGUUGCUAUGAAUAACACAAUUUGAGUCUUUUUGCACUCUGAAAUAAUCAGUAGAGUCCAACUGUACCUUUUUACAUUAAUGGUUCAUGCUUCAUCUUUUAAAGUGCCUUUCAGAAAUGAAAUUUUUAAGUUUAAUUUUGUUUGUAAACUCUACUCUUUCAUAUGAGAACAAUCCCUCCAAUAAAAACACAAAGAAGUAUAUCACCACAGCUGUUUACUUACUAUUGUAUUUAUUCAUAUGCUCUUGUUGCACAAACAUUAUUUUCAUACUCAUUCAAUCAUUGUGCAGUACAGAGUGCCUGAUACAUGCCAUGAGUCAUUGCUUUUGUUCAGUCCAGAACAGUAAAUUGAAUGCCUGUGGGCAUUGAUUACAUGAGCACAAACAGAGUUUAUGCUUUGUCGUGUGGUUAAUUUAUUUUACAUGCUGCAUUAUGGCUAUUUUAGUAUAAUAACAGUGUUUAAUAAAACUGGAAUCUCAUCAUAUUUGGUGCUGUGUAAAUGGUGGAAAUAUCCACAACUCUUCUGCAUAAUAUUAUUUUCAAGAUUUAUUCACGUACAUCAUUCAUCUCUGCGGAAACACAGCCCUUGGAGGUCCUAUCAUGUUGUUUCUGAAACAUUAAUAAAAGCACAGCAUCAUAUUGUUUAACAUUAUCGUAUAUGAGAUUUUAGUCACCUGCAUGAUCUGUUGGAAAAAUAGUACAUACUUCAUGUAGAAUUGCAGUGACUGUUGGCAACUGCUUCUGUUAGUGUUACAUAUAGUAUUAGAAAAUAGUUGAAAACAUUCUCAGAGAAUGUUUUAUUAGAUGGACAUUGCAGUUUGUUCACCUUUACUGCCAAAAUUAUCUUUUUCUCUGGAUUAGUUCUCAGUUUAGAUAAAAAUCUACUUCGGUGGAAGUGGUGUAUGAUGCUUCCUCGUGUUAGACUCAUUAUUUCAAAUGUAAUAUUUUUCUGGAAAACACAUGCCUCAAUUUGGAUCAAACCCCACUGCCAUCUCUCCUUCGAUUUGUGAUGAAUGGGUCAUGUAAUUUAUCCAACUGGUCUCAAAUAUUACUGCAGGUAACAUGUUUAAGUUACCAGUAUAAAUACUGGCCUUGUGUACAUGUAAUGUAUUAAAUAUGCUGAUACAGGAUUUUUAAUGACACAUGAUGGAGCUCAUUUUAUAUGCACAAAAAAAGUUAUUAUUUCAGUAUACAGUUAUGCUACUGGACUUUAAACUCAGCACAAUAUUUAUCAAACUUUUUUUGCAGUGCCACCAGUUGCAAAUGUAACUAUGUAUUAAUCAGAUGCUCUGAAAGAGUAAAAUGUUCCAGUAGAAACUGAGCUCAUGUAUUUGGUGGAAACUGAAUUAGCAAAACUGCUGUAUGCAGGAUACUGCUCAUCCAUUUGCUGAAUCAAAUAUUGUAUUGUUUUUGUGAUUUGGUCUCUUUUGGAAACGACUGUUGCAUAUAAGAUCAGUACAAAACUUGCAACUGCAGUUGUUAAGGAAGAAAUGUUGUGUUAUUGUGUCUAGAUCUUUUAUUUAUACAAUUGUAUGUUGAAUGCAGAGGACUUGCAAUUGAUCUGAGAUGUACUACAACUUUGUCUGGAGCAUAUUUUAUCCCCUACCAAGAGCCCAGUCGUAGAGUAAGAGCUCAUUUGUACAAGAGAAGCAGAGAUCUAUUCUUUGUCUGUCUGCUUGGUGUGUGUGUGUGUGUGUGUGUGUGUGUGUGUGUGUGUGUGUGUGUGUGAGAGAGAGAGAGAGAGAGAGAGGUGAUAAUUAUCUGCAUUUUGAAAGUUGGUGUAUGCAUGUCGAGAGAGGAAUGUUUUAAAUAAUCCUAAAUGUCUUUUAAUAAUUUGAUUGUGAAAUGUAUGUAUAACAAUAGAAAUUAUAUCUAUAUAUGUAUAUUAAAUUUGUAAAGCAAAGAGAAUUAUAUCUAUAUAUAUAUAUAUAUUAUAUAUUUGAAGACAGAAAUAUAUACAUUUUAUGUUGCUAGUCGUUUGUUAUAAUUGAACUUAUUUAUUUAUAAUCAUAAUAAUAAUUGUACAUUUGUUUUGUUUUGUGUGUGUUGAUCCUAACUAUUCAAGUGUAGAUUGUGAAUAAUAUUCCAUUACUGUUUUAUUUAUUCUAUCACAUACUUUCAGAUCAAUGAACAACUGUUCUUUGAUAUUACAGGAUUCAUUAAUCUUGACUGUAAAAUUCUCUGAAUCUCUCAUGAGCUGAUAUAAAUGUUAGUAAAAGUGGUAGUGUUGGGUGUUGGUCAUUUGUAAACAAUAUGGAGAAAGCUUUGUGGACGUAUAUUUUCCAUGAUAAUUGGCAAUUGUGCUUACCUGGCCAGCAUAUAAUUAUUAUCGUAAUUUUUGAAAGAUCUUCCAGGUGAGGAGUUUAAGACAAACUACUGUACAAUGUCGGUGGAAUGGCUGGUCAUAGUAUAUCAGAGGGAGAUUAUACAAUCACUGUUCAUGUAACAUCUUUCAGCCAAAAGUUAAGUUAGUCAGAAGAUAUCUUUUUAAUAUCUGACUUCCGCCAUUUGCCAUCAGAAAUUGAGAUAGUGAUAGAAUUUCAAAUCUAAAAGGUACUGCUUAACUGUUCUAUAAUUCUUGAGCACCUGUCCAGUGCGGCGAGGAGUCUUGCUGCAACAUUUUUUAAUAUGUGAAAUUGUCAUUUAUCAUCAUGUAUGACAAAAUGAAUGGUGUGUUCUCAUUGUACUGCUUAUGUCUUAUUUUGAAGUCACUUCAUCAUUUUCCCCUUGUUUUAGUAUUUCAGUUGUGAUAAAACUCCAUGCCUCACAUCAACAACAUAUUUUGUACUAUGAGCUUGUUGUAACUAUCAUGGAAUUAAGUACAUCACAUAAUUUUCUAUUCAUUAAGAUUCCUUGGAGGAUAAUGAAUCAUUUUCAUUAGUUGCUACUCAUUUAAUUGAAAUUUCUUCGUACUUCCAUUUGUUUGUUGUUGUAGGGGAAAAAGUUUGUGUAAUUUUGUGAUUUCAUAGGAAGAAUUGAAGUUAGUGCGCGUGUGACACACACACACACACACACACACACACACACACACACACACACACAUAUUUGGUGUUACUGUUUGGUACACAAUGUUACAGCAUAGCAUUAAUUUUCUGAGGGACUGGAAACAGUUUAUAAAUCCAUUGCAUCAUCGAAAACUCUUUGAAUUAUGGGUAACAAGCAAUAUAGAAGUUUGAUUUUCGUAUCUUUGCUCAUUUAGCAUUUCAGGUAAACAAAAUACUGAUAUCAUGUUCUUAUUACGUAUUGUGUAGGGACCUAAAUUGUUUCACCAACAAAGUGAACAUGUUUCCACUGAAACUUAAGCUUACAAACAUGAUGCUUCUGAUUAUUUUUAAUUGUACUGACAAUGAAUAUUCAUCUUAUUCUUUAUUUGGUCUUGAUGUGACCAGAAUGUUCCACUUGGUAAAUGGUUGUACAUAACUGAUGCAUGGUUGUACACGAGUUUGGAAAAUUGGUAACAGUAAGUCAUUUGAAAAGUGUAAUUGCUGAAUGAAAAAUGAGAUCAUCUCCAUUGAUAUAACCAUUAAUAUUUUGUGUGCUGUUUCCAAGAAACCAACUCAAACCUGUUUGUAAGUUUUUGACAGCAUUUCUAUAAAAUGAACAUCUGUGUGGUAAAGUCUUCCUGUAACUGUGUUAAGUCUUCUGAAAUAAGUUAGUGACUAACAUUAUGUUUAGAAAAAUAUUUUGGUAUGCUACUGUUUACUUUCAGCACUUGUUGCAUAUAAUUGUUGUAUUGUUUUUCAUCAUCUGUUUUCUCAUAUUAGAUUCCCUUAGAAAAUGUCAGAUUCAGUGAAAGCAGUUUUAUGUUUCUAAGGAGUUUACUACAAAAAUUAUUCCUACUGUGUUGACAUGGGUUUAAAAUGAGAAGCCUCAGUGUGCUGUUCAUAAUCUAUCUCCAAGAAAUUGUAUUGAUGACAAACAUCCAAAGCUUUACUAACAUUGCUCUAAGCUAGUUGCAGGAAUAUUUGCUCCUUCUUUUUGCUUUAGAAUGCUGUCACCAGAUGUAGCAGUUGAGUCAAGUAUGAAGGAAAAUUUGACUAUUUCCCUUAAUGUAACUUUUUGUGUUGCUAUAUCCUAAGACAUUUUGCUCAUUUACUUGUGCAUUAGAAUUUCCUUUUUUUUUUUUUACUAUAACAUUCAGUUAGUUAGGAGGAAGGUUUUUAUGAAUUUAUUUUACCAACUGAGUAAAAGAUAUAAUUGUACUGAAUGUCACAUUUUAGGUUCAUGACGUUUUUAUGUGUAUUCUUGAUUUGAUAGAAACCUAUGGAACACAAGCCUGUGUAUGCUAUUGGGUUUCUCUUUCUUUGCUAUGCAUUUUACAUCAUCUAUAUAAUCCAUUGCUUAUAUACCGGAGAGGGACAUGUUAAAAAUCAUCUGAGAAUAGUAUGAAGCUUAAUUCCUGCAGCGUGGCAGACAUCAAAGAAAGUCAGAGCGUACUUGUGAUCUUUGAGCUCAGAUAAUGGUCCGUAGGUUUAAGCCAUGCGUUAUUAACAAGUGGAAGAAAGUUCAAAAUUUGUAGUAGGGAAUAUACUGCUAUACAUGCACAUAGGUUUUGUAGUAUUUGAUAUAUGAAAUUAGAAUUGUCAUAAAAACAAGAUACCUAAGAUUACAAGGGGAGUGAGAGUAUUAGUCUAGGGUCGUCUAUGGAGUGGGAUAGAACAUGGUAUCAGCUAAGAUGGGAAUCUGUUUCCUCUUUAUCAGUCUGUUGAGUAUUUCAUAUUUUAAAGCAAUUUGUUAUUUUAUGUCUUUAUUUUAUGGUGGUGCAUUAUUUAUGCAGAAAGUAACUAUGUACAAGUUAUUGUACAGUAGAAUAAUAUAUUGUAACAUUUAUCAUUUCAUAUGCCAAAGAUGCAGUGGAAACACCAAUUACAUAUCAUAGGUCCCUAUGCCUUCUGUAAUGCUUAAUAGGAAAAUCAAAGUUUCUUUUCUUUUAGAGUAUUAUUUUUACAAAACAGUUGCUAUAAAAAAAAUCAAUUGAAUAUAGUUGGCUUCUGGUUUGAUAGAGAUUCUACCAUAGUUCUCCCUUCUUUGGAGGAAAAAAGAAUGGUGUCAUUAUAAAAAUUGUAAUUACUUGAUAUUGUGCUUGUAAUGUGUUAGUGGAAGAUCUUGAGUGGAAUGAGGGAUAGCGUGUUGAUGACUAUAGCUCACUUUUCAAACAUCAUUGCCUAUUUAAUAUUGGACAUAUCUUCUCUACGAUGCGUUGUCUUUUCUGGUAUUAUUUAUCAUGUUACUUUGUUUUGCGUGACAUAGAAUUUGUAUUGUGAAUUUGAAUUUUCAUCACAGUCGCCUCUAUUUAAUUAUUCCCUUGUGAAAGCCAAAUUCAGUUCACUAUCUGUGGGUCACUGAUCUCAGCUAUAGUUUGCUAUAAAAUAUGUUUAUGGAACACAUGAAAUUAGGUUACUCAGUUGUAAUUUAAAAAAGAGAGAGUGAGAGAGUGUGAGUACUUAACUUUUCUUCCAUGCUGCCCUACAUGAGAAUAACAAAGAGAUUCGGCAAUGAAUCUUCAUCAGCAUCGCAUUAAUACAGUAUAAACAGAAUAACUGUUCUACUUGAGCGAUUGUUCACUGUCCCAUAACAUAUAAGUUUGCAAAAGAAGUUACUCUACUGUCACAGUACACACAGUGCUCCACCCACCCCCGCUCCCCAGACACUUUCAAUUUCCUAUUUCUUGUUUUUCCACAUUUUGAAAUUACACACACCAUCUUUUGUUAAAGGUUAUGUGUAGUUAUUGGCUUCAUAGGAUUUUUGCUGCUGACAUUAAUGCUCAUCAUCUUUGAAUGGGAUGGGCAUGAAGGGACAAGGGUGUUUGUUAUUUAAGAGUAUUUAUGUACAAUUACUAUGCUGUUUUGCUUGUGGUUUGUCCACUUCUUUGUUACUACACUCUAAUAGAGUGGAUUAUAAUGUGACUGCUGCAAAUUGGGCUACUCAUUACUUUGAACUGGAAGGUGUAUAAUGAAGUAGACUGAGCUUAAUGAAAAACGAAAUUCAAAUUGGAAAAAUGAUAAAACUGCAGAGACAAGAAGGCUGGCCAAUAUGUACAUUUAGAAGGUGCACUGCUAACAGAAGUGCCUAAAUAGAACAGAGCACUCCAUUGUCUCAGAAGUGAGUGUAAGAAAGAUGGGAAGCAAAGGUCUUAGGUUUAUUUCUUCCUCAUAACAGUUGGUCCCUCAUAGCCUGAGGUCUGAAAGUCUUUCUUGCCAUCACUUUCUGUGUUCCCCAACAAUUUCUGAAACAUUAAUGCCCCAAACAAUGGGAAUUAUAUGUUUUAUCAAAGUGUUUCAGUACUAAGCAUGUCGCAGCCUCUGUUAAGUACUGGCCAGCCUUUGUCUCUUAGCAAAAUGUGUUUUUAUAUUUGAGCUUUAAUUUGUUCAUUGCCACCAAUUUUCUUCAUCCUUGACUGGGAGGGAGACUCUGCUUCUAUAAUGUGACAUUUCUGAGAUGUUUAAAUGUUUGGGAGUUUUGUCUCGUUUUUCCUUUAGUCACCAUUUUACUAAUUUUUGUAACUUGUAAUUUGUCAUUUCCUCAGUUUUAAAUAUUUUGUUUAUAUCUGCUUUGUUUGCAGUGAGGUUCAUGCAUGCAGAAUUUUUAUCAUGUGCUAUUUGAGCACUGUUGCUAGUCAUGGAAUUUAUUUCUCAAUGUGCAUUGAAGUUUCAUUUGUUGCUGUAAUUAAAAUGCAACAAUAAAUUUAAGUUUUGGCACAUAGUUCCAUAAGAACUAAUUAUGGGGAAAAUGUGUUGGCAAUUUUGCCAGAAAGUAUGUGAUAAUGAAAUUGUUCUUACUGAAUACAGGUGGACAGUGUUCUUGAGGCUUGUUUUGUUAAAUUUUUAUCCACUGUUAUCUUUUUGAAUGAUUGUUAAUGUGGCUGCCCAAAAAACAUGUGCAAGAAUGAAUGAUGUUUGUAUCUAUUAUGCUUUGAAUUAAAUUUCAAAAACAUAAUAAAUAUUUGCUGUCACAAUAGACAGUAAAGUUAAUAAAGGGGGAGGACACACAAGUGACCAAAGUAUAACAGUCCUAGCACAUAAUUAAACUGACAUACUUCUAUAAUAUUUUGAAGAAGCUGAUUAACUUGAAGUUAUACAUGUAUUGAUCUCUUGGAGAAAUUUGUAACAGAUUAUACAAGGUACAUAAAAAAUUGUAUAUCUUUAAAAAUUUUCUCCAGCAGGGUACUUAGGCAGAAGUCUAAAAUACAAACAUUGUUACCUGGCACACCUGAUUUUGUGAUGGUAAUGGUGGUGGUGUUGGAGAAUCUUAUGUGUAGGAAUAAGACCAAAAUGUCCUACCAAGAUUUCUGUUUUAAAUGACUAUUUGGAGAAAAAUUUUCCUUAACUGUGUUGGAUAUAACUCAAUACUGAAAGAAUUACAGUUCACAUUAGUGCAAUUAAUGUCAGUUAAAACAUUAAGCACCCUCAUUCAUCAAAUAGCACAAUAUUUUUGUAAGAAGGUGUGCUACCAUACCAAAACAAAAAGAGCACCUUCAGUGGAUACCCAUCCAGGUGAUCAAGGAAUUGUUAAUAUUCUUUAGUUUUUGAUAAUAUUUUAUCAACCAUUUGUAUCACAUUCAAGUGUGUAACCUUCUGUUAACUAUGGCUGUUCGAAAAAAAGUGAACUAAAUUGAUCAACACAGAAAAUAAGAUACUCCACAAUUUUAACAAUGCACAUAAUAGAAAAUGGUUUUACUUGCAUACCAAUAGUUAACGUGAUUUAAAGUAAAGUAAGAUAACUGUUAUUAAUACGUAUGCUGACUUUGUUAUAGUUAAAUUUGAUGUUUUUUUGACUGUGAUAUGUCCACCUGUAUUGUCAGUUAUUUGACCAUGUAACCUAUCUUUCUAGAAUGUAUACUUAAGUCUCAGUUUGCAGUUAGGACUAAGUGUUAAGUACUGUCAUCACAUUCUCUAACAAGUCUCAAAACAAACUGGGACAGUGCACUGUUGCACUGAUCUUUUAAUGGUUGAAUAUCUAUGAAAUCUGUGAGUGGUUGGAAAAUUUUGAGCCCCUAAUUUCAUUUUAAAUGUUUGUUUUCAUUGUAAUUAAUUUUACUUAAAGCAUGAAUGCUGAUUGUCACUUUUUAAGGUGGCCAGUUUGUAUGAAUGAUAAUUUUACUAACAGUUACUAUAUGUUGUUAGCAGUUUAAAUCAGUAAAUAUACAGGGAGAGAGAGAGAGAGAGAGAGAGAGAGAGAGAGAGAGAGAGAGAGAGAGAGAGAGAGAGAGAGAUAUUUUCUUUGAAUGUUUGUGUUGAUUACUGAUCAUUUGUGAGAAGACUUGUUGAUAAACAGUUUGUAUUUGCUUUGUGAAAAUUUAUCGUGUUAUCUUCCCAAGCCCGUAGAAAUGUAACAUGUUAGUCUGAUCUCUUUGUUUGCUUAAAACUCUCAAUACCAGUCAAAGUCCUCAAUACAUUGAGAAGUUUGUUACAGUUUGGUAAAGUAAAAGGGUAUCGUGUUUUGUUUUAUGAGCCAGUGGACUAGAACAUUUAUGCUUUUCACAGUAUACAUUGAAUUAAAGGUUUUGUACUGUUUUGGAAUGAGAAUGAAAUCUAAUUAACUUGGAGCAGCUUUUGUCAUUCUAUACAAAAGUGAUAUUUUAUGUGAUAGUGUUAUGACUUCUAAAUAUUGAUUUGGUACUGAGAAUAUUUUCUACAAUAAAGCUGAGAGAUCUAUUUAAAGUGGAAUACUUUUAAUAUUCCAGCAGAUUUGGUUUAAAGUAGUCCUGGUAAUGUUAAAUCUGGUGUAAACUCAUUACUUUCUGGAAUAAUAUCAUUAAAUUGUUCAUGUAAAGGAUUAUCAUCUUUGUUCAUAUGUUUACCUUUAUAGAUAUACAGAAAUUAUGUGUUGGAAAAAAUAAAGAAUAUGUUUUAGCGGUAAAAUUGUAGUUAAAUGUACAAUAUAACAGAAACACACACACACACACACACACACACACACACACACACACACACAAACAAACAAAAA
Molecule: messenger RNA, 15225 nt
Organism: Schistocerca cancellata (South American locust)
Lineage: Eukaryota; Metazoa; Arthropoda; Insecta; Orthoptera; Acrididae
Gene: Galphas
Product: guanine nucleotide-binding protein G(s) subunit alpha
Exons: 12
Coding region: 395-1534 (379 amino acids)
Biological process (GO): adenylate cyclase-activating dopamine receptor signaling pathway; sensory perception of chemical stimulus
Cellular component (GO): heterotrimeric G-protein complex
Molecular function (GO): GTPase activity; GTP binding; G protein-coupled receptor binding
Source: RefSeq, a predicted model, not a curated record